AUGAACAACCCGUUUGAAGGAGACCCAGACUUUCAGUUCCUGGCGAGGGAUGUGAAGAAGAUGCUGGAGGAGCAGAACAAACCAUUUGAUGCGAAGACAUCCUGCUGGGUGCCUGACCAUAAGGAAGGCUACAUCAAGGCAAACAUCUCCGCCACCAAAGGUGAAGAGGUCACAGUCACCACUGAAUCCAUGGAGAAGACUUUCAAGAAAGACCAGAUUCAACAAAUGAACCCUCCCAAGUUCUUCAUGGUUGAGGACAUGGCCAACAUGACCUACUUGAACGAGGCUUCUGUGCUCCACAACUUGAGAUCCCGUUACACCAACGGGUACAUCUAUACAUACUCAGGUCUCUUCUGCGUGGUCAUCAAUCCCUACCGUCGUCUCCCUAUCUACACCCCCAACGUCGUCAGCAAAUACCAGGGGAAGAGGAGGAACGAAAUGCCACCCCAUCUUUUCUCCAUUGCUGACAACGCUUACAGAAACAUGACUGUCGACCGUGAGAACCAGUCCAUCCUCAUUACUGGAGAGUCUGGUGCCGGAAAAACGGAGAACACGAAGAAGGUCAUCUCGUACUUCGCUCUCAUUGCGGCCGCCUCACAGAAGAAAGAAGAAGCAGCUUCCGGAGCACAGUCUAAGGGUUCGCUUGAAGACCAGAUUGUGCAGACCAACCCCGUCUUGGAAGCCUACGGUAACGCCAAAACUGUCAGGAACAACAACUCUUCACGUUUCGGUAAAUUUGUUCGUAUUCAUUUCGGAAGCAACGGAAAAAUUGCCGGAGCUGAUAUUGAGAGCUAUUUGUUGGAGAAGUCCCGUGUGACCUACCAGCAGCCUGGCUUGGAGAGGAACUACCACAUCUUCUACUUCCUGCUAAGUAACCAAGUCCCUGCCUACGCCGAGAAGUUGUUGGUGCAGAUGGACCCGGGCCUCUACUUCUACAUUAAUCAGGGCUGCCUCACUGUCGACAGCAUCGACGACAAGGAGGAGAUGCAGCUCGUUGAGGACUCCUUCAAAGUUCUUGGAUUCGACGAGGUGGCCGAGAAGUAUGCCUUGUACAAGUGCACAACUGCCGUCAUGCACUUCGGUGAGAUGAAGUUCAAGCAGAGACCGAGAGAGGAGCAAGCUGAGGCCGAAGGAACUGCAGAGGCAGAGAAAGUAGCCUUCCUGCUGGGGUUGAACUGUUCGGACAUGUUGAAAUGCCUGCUGACCCCUAGGGUGAAGGUUGGAUCGGAGUACGUGACGAAGGGUCAGAGCAAGGACCAAGUGGUGUACGCAGUGGCUGCUCUCGCAAAAGCCAUGUACGACAGAAUGUUCAAGUGGCUCAUUGCCAGGGUCAACAAGACUUUGGACACGAAGACCAAGAGGCAGUACUUCAUCGGUGUCCUAGAUAUUGCAGGAUUCGAAAUUUUCGAAUACAACACCUUCGAGCAGUUGUGCAUCAACUACACGAACGAACGUCUGCAACAGUUCUUCAACCAUCACAUGUUCGUGUUGGAGCAGGAAGAAUACAAGAAAGAAGGCAUUCAGUGGGAGUUCAUUGACUUCGGCAUGGAUCUUGAGGAAUGUAUCAACCUCAUCGAGAAGCCCAUGGGCAUCUUGUCCAUCCUUGAGGAGGAAUGUAUGUUCCCCAAAGCCUCCGACAAAACUUUCUUGGCCAAGUUGUACGAGAAUCACGAAAAGAAAUCAAAGAACUUCGGCAAGCCGAAACCACAAAAGAACGCCAAAUAUGAGCCACACUUUGAGAUCUACCAUUACGCCGGCACUGUGCAAUACAACUGCAAUGGCUGGUUGGACAAAAACAAGGACCCCAUCCAGGAGUGCGUUGUUGAGUUGAUGCAGCAGUCCAAAGAGCCCCUCGUCUCCCACUUCUUCAAGGAGCCAGAAGAUGAGAGCGGUGGAAAAAAGAAGAAGAAGGGUUCAGCCUACCAGACUAUUUCCGCCACUCACAGAGAACAACUGGCAAAAUUGAUGGCCACAUUAAAGACAACUCAUCCAUCAUUCGUCAGAUGUCUCAUUCCCAAUGAACAGAAAAAACCAGGUGUCUUGGAAGCGGAGUUGGUUUUGCACCAGUUGCAAUGUAACGGUGUGUUGGAAGGCAUCAGGAUCUGUCGUAAAGGUUUCCCGAACAGGAUGGUCUACUCCGAAUUUAAGCAAAGAUACUCAAUCCUGGCUCCCAACGCCAUCCCAGCUGGAUUCGUUGACGGAAAAGUUGCGUCGGAAAAGAUUCUUGCCUCGUUGAACAUCGGCGACACCUAUCGUAUCGGUCACACAAAAGUUUUCUUUAAGGCAGGUAUUCUCGGUCAGCUUGAAGAGAUGAGAGAUGAAACUCUUUCAAAGAUUAUCUCUAACUUCCAAGCUCGCAUCAGGGGCUACCUCAUCAGAAAGAAUUACACAAAACUCUGUGACCAGAGAGUUGCAUUGAGCGUCAUUCAGCGCAACAUCAGAAGAUGGAUGUCCAUGAGAAAUUGGCAGUGGUGGAAACUUUACACCAGAGUUAAGCCUCUCCUCACUCAAGCCAGAGCUGAAGAC
Molecule: messenger RNA, 2526 nt
Organism: Helobdella robusta
Lineage: Eukaryota; Metazoa; Annelida; Clitellata; Rhynchobdellida; Glossiphoniidae
Exons: 20
Biological process (GO): vesicle transport along actin filament; actin filament organization
Cellular component (GO): actin cytoskeleton; cytoplasm; vesicle
Molecular function (GO): ATP binding; microfilament motor activity; actin filament binding
Source: RefSeq, a predicted model, not a curated record